Phymastichus coffea is the source of this 1248-nucleotide messenger RNA. RefSeq lists its product as uncharacterized. Lineage: Eukaryota; Metazoa; Arthropoda; Insecta; Hymenoptera; Eulophidae. The record is from RefSeq and is a predicted model, not a curated record. The transcript has a single exon. Bases 1 to 1248 code for a protein of 415 amino acids.
AUGGACUCGGCGAGACACCAGACGAUGCUGCACCUCAGAUCCCCCUCCGGCGACCGACUAAUCCGCAUUGAGGUGCUCGUCCUGAGAGAUGUUGGAAUCGUCACCCCUUCCGGAGCCAUCGAGAAGCCACGUCCGGAUCCGCGGGGAGAGUUGCCCCUCGCCGACCCUCAAUUCGACCGUCCGGCCGGAAUUGAUAUUGUCAUCGGUGCGGACGCCUACGGCCGGAUCAUCCAAUCGGGCGUUCGGAGCUACGGCCCGCUUCUGGCCCAGAACACUGUGUUAGGCUGGACGCUCACCGGGCGCGCGGCCGCCGCUCGACAGGCCGACCAGGGCGUUGCCCUGUCUUGCGCCACCCUGUCCAUCCCGGGCCCAGCGACCGGCCACGAGCGCCUCCUCGGCCUCGUCCAGAAAUUCUGGUCUCUGGAGGAGGUACCCCAGACGAGAAGGAUCUCCACCGCCGACGUCGAGUGCGAGGCAGCGUUCGCUCGAGGAUGCAGCCGAGACCCCACAGGGCGCUACACCGUAGCCCUCCCGCUACGACCGGAACGUGUCGCUCUCCUCGGGGAGAGCCUGAGCCAGGCUCGUUCCGCCCUCGCCUCGAUGCACCGCCGGAUGCAGCGGGACCAGGAACUGUCGGGCCGCUACCACGAGUUCAUGGCCGAGUAUGAGAACCUCGGGCACAUGCGGCGUCUCACUGCCGAGGAGCUCACCGCACAUCAAGGACCGGCCGUCUACAUCCCGCAUCACGGAAUCUGGCAACAUCACGAUCGAGGACGGAAACUGCGCGUCGUCUUCAACGCCUCGAGACCCACAUCCUCCGGAUACAGCCUGAACGACGCGCUGCACGCCGGGCCGAAGCUACAAGGGCACGUGACCACCGUGCUCACUAGGUGGAGGCUGCACCGUUACGCCUUUUGCGCGGACAUCCAGAUGAUGUUCCGCCAGAUCCGCGUGAGGCCAGAGGACGUCCACCUCCAGAGAGUGCUGUGGAGCCAGGACGCAGACUCCCCCGCUCACCACUACGCGCUGCAAACCGUCACUUACGGCGAGACCUGCGCACCGUACCUGGCCCUCCGGACCAUCAGACAGCUCUGCGCCGACGAGGGCGCCCGCUUCCCACUCGCCCGAGAGGCCGCUGAGAACGACCUCUACAUGGACGACUUCCUCAGCGGUGGCCACAGUUUGGAGACAACCCGACGCCUCAGGGACCAGCUGAUCGCGCUCCUCACGGCGGGCGGCUUCCACUGA